CACAGCGUCAGGUUUUGCCUGUUUUCAAGGCCCUUGGCUGCCCGCCAAAGAGCUCCCGCUGCAAAAGCUUCAAUUGCGGACGCUAUUGAAGAUGCGGCGCGCAAGAUCCGGCACAUCCAGGACGCAACUCGCCCGCAGGAGGCGCCGCACGAUCCGCGCGCCCCUUUGGCAUCAACAGAAGGAGGGAUCUUUGGGUAGUCUUCCGUCAGCUGAGGGCGCCUCCUCAGAUGUCGGCAAUGAUGCAGAAGGCGCAUCUCGGCACAGCCCUCACGCAUUCUUCGUCUGGAUGGCGGCUAUGUGGAGUCCGAGCCUCAUAGAUGCCCUCCCUGCCGCAGCCGCACAUGGGCCGGCGCAACAGCGUUCUCUCCCUCAGCAGCAGCAGCAGCAGCAGGCGUCUAAAGGCGAAAGAAGCGUGUUCAGGCCUGUUGUCUCAGCAGCCGUCGUCAGCUGCCCCCUGAAGUGUGCUGGAGGAGGUGUCGGAGCUGGUGCAGCAGCACUACUGGGACACGUCGCCCAACGGCGCAGCAGAGGAGUGGGAGGGCAUCGUGCAGAAGUACCGCAGCAAGGCGCGUGACAUGGACAACCGGCGGAGCGGCUCAGAGGACUACCGCUAUUACACGGCGCUGCAGGAGAUUGUCGACGAGCUCGACGACCGGUACUCCCGCGUGCCAGCCCCGCCGGCCGCCGCGGAGGUGCUGAGGGCGUACGAUGUGUUGGGGGUCGGCAUACACUUCAAGAGCGAAAUGGACGGCCGGCGGCACCAGGCAAAUCAAGGCGGUUCCGCGAGUACCUGGAUGGGCGGCUGAGACAGCAGGGCGGGUCUGAUGAAUGGGGGCAGAUGGAGAUGGAUCCGUUGGUUGGUCUGUGUCUAGUGGCUAGAAUGGGCUCGCCGACGGUGUCGAGCACGGCCGUGAGGUUAUGCGACUCGUGCAGUACAGUACUGCAUGAGUCGGAUUAGCUGGCGGACGUGUUUGAGGCCGUCGUCGGCCCCCUUGGCGAUCGAUGAGAAUGCUCAUGCUCUGAUCUCUUCUUACGUGUGUGUGCGUCCUUCCUUCGAUAUGACUGCAGGUGGGCAAUGGAUAGCGAUGGUGUUUUGUUUCAUGUGUGUCGCUCCAUGGACGAGUGUGUGCAGUGCCCUCGCUCUUGUUGAUAGACUGCUGGAU
Molecule: messenger RNA, 1163 nt
Organism: Vitrella brassicaformis
Lineage: Eukaryota; Vitrellaceae
Source: the annotation of a GenBank genome assembly